AGUGUCACAGCUUCACUUACAGUUACUGUCAGCUACUCCGGACGAGUCGAGUCAUCCCCGAAACGCAAACCAAAUCUUUCAAAAUGAAGUGCUUCAUUGCCAUCGCUUUGCUCGCCGUUGCCGUCAGUGCAUCGCCAGUCGAAUACGGCCACUAUGGUGGCCCCGCUCUGGUCCAUGCCCCGCUCGUGCACCACGCUCCCGUGGUGAAGCAUCUCGUCGCUGAGCCAGUGGCCUACCCGAAGUACUCGUUCAACUAUGGCAUCAAGGACCCGCACACCGGCGACAUCAAGUCGCAGGCUGAGGAGCGCGACGGUGACGUCGUCAAGGGCCAGUACUCCCUUGUUGAACCGGACGGUUCCGUGCGCACCGUCGACUACACCGCCGAUGAUCACAACGGUUUCAACGCGGUCGUCCACAAGUCGGCCCCGGCCGUCCAGAAGGUGAUCGCCGCCCCGGUCCACGCCCACUACGCUCACGCUCCCGUCCUCAGCCACUACGUCCACUAGAGUCCGGACCGUCAGGACCACUCACGACAGCAACAGCAACAACAACACUCUCUAAGCAUAUCCAUCACUCGUUAGUUAGUAUCGUAGUCAACUCAACUCACUCUCACUGGGCCCCUGACGGAAGAAGGAAGAACCCUGCCGUGCGGCACCGAAGCCAACACACACAAACGCACGCACACACACACAUGCGCGCAUCGGUUGUUCACACAGACGCCAUGCCGACGCCGUUAAGAAGGGGAUGGGAAUGGGCAGAACCUCCGCCAAGGAGGGCCGUUUAGUUCGUUACCUACAUAGCUGCGUAAGGAUACGUCCGCUUGAUGGCGUCCGUCCCACCCACUGUCCCUGCGCCUCUUCAAUCCUUUCCGCGUCAAUCGACGUCCCAAAUCCCCAUCGCCAUCGCCGCGGCGCCUAAAUCGCCGCAACUCGCACGGCACGGUUCAGCUGAAGGGAGCUUUUUUUGCAAGCUUCCGGCGGUUACCGGGCGCGCGCGAAGCGAAUCCGAUUCGCGACCGAAUGGCGAUGGUGGUGUUGUGAUGCGAAGGCGUUCUUCCUUCCUCGGCUUCCGUCUACCCUGGCUAUUAUGUUUUUGUUUUGUUUCCAAUGAUCUUCCAAGGAGAUCUCCCCCAGGGAGUUCUGCAAAUGAUCCUUGUACCUCCCGCUCGUACGGGUGCAGUGUGGCAUGCCGAGCAAGCCACACACACACUCACGACACUAUCUCUAUCUCUCUGUGAUCUGUUACUGCUAUUGAUGCUGCAACUACUACUACUGCUAUUACUACUACUACUACUACCACUACUAUUGCCAUUACUAUUGUGCCUUCUCCCCACUCAAACAAAAAAAACGAACAUGGACCGGCCGGCUACUGGCCGCUCUGCCCAGGGCUAUGUUUCUUGUUGCGCCAUCAUAUAGCGAACCAUAUCGGUGAUAAAAAAAGGACACACGGGCUGGCACCAGCAUAUUGUGAACGGAACGGAGUAAAGAAAACCAACAAAAAACGUUAUGCUCCCGGUACGCACCGUAUGAUUCAAUCCGCCAAACCGAAAGGAUUCGUUACGGUUGCGACACCUAAGGUGGGGUGGAAACAAUAACACAAAAAAACACACAACAAUUAGUGGAGCAAAGCUAUCAUCCAUGUGAAACCAGGCACACUGUAUCAGAACUGUAAAUAAUGAAUAAAAAGCCACAAU
Molecule: messenger RNA, 1693 nt
Organism: Anopheles cruzii
Lineage: Eukaryota; Metazoa; Arthropoda; Insecta; Diptera; Culicidae
Product: cuticle protein 8-like
Exons: 3
Coding region: 84-506 (140 amino acids)
Cellular component (GO): extracellular matrix
Source: RefSeq, a predicted model, not a curated record